This is a messenger RNA of Hippocampus comes (tiger tail seahorse), 9287 nucleotides long. Its product is annotated as centrosomal protein of 290 kDa-like. The transcript is spliced from 51 exons. Gene Ontology annotation, biological process: kidney development; non-motile cilium assembly; ciliary transition zone assembly. Gene Ontology annotation, cellular component: ciliary transition zone; centriolar satellite. NCBI's taxonomy places the organism in Eukaryota, Metazoa, Chordata, Actinopteri, Syngnathiformes, Syngnathidae. Bases 289 to 8025 code for a protein of 2578 amino acids. The record is from RefSeq and is a predicted model, not a curated record.
UUAAAAUCGUUGAGAAAAUCUAAGAGCUCGUGCUUCAUAUAUUUUUACAAAUUAAUUUGUAUUUUAUAAAUAAAAUAACAAAAUAAAAACAUCGAUACUCCCAACCAUUAGAUGGCGUUGUACAGCAAAGAGAAAUAAGUGCCGAAGAAGAAAAUCAACACCAUGAAUAAAAUGUUACCGCGUUACUUAUGUUUUUUUUUCAUUCAAUGAAAUAUGGAUUUUGUUUAAGCACUGACGGGUUUACUGGAACUUUGGACACGACAACGGAGAGCUGUGGGUGGCGUCGCCAUGGCCGGGACUACAGUUGCUCUCGAGUGGGAUGAGAUGAGGAGGAUCGAGCCGCGAAGCCUCCACGAAUGUGACAGAGAUGAAUUGGACCACCUUGUCGCGCGGCUCACCUCGACAGAAGAGUGGCGGGUGGAGCGUCAGACUCAGGAAGAUGUAGUCCACAUGCUGCGAGUGUUGCAGGCCCUGCUCAAGAUGAAACAUCAGGAAGCAUCUCUCGCUGAGCAGUUAAUAGAAGAGCAAGAGAAAAAUGAAAAUAAACUUCAAGCCAAGAUAUUGAGACUGGAGGAAGACCUCAAGGUAAGGCUUGGUUUAUUAAAAACAAUUUCAAAAAACGAAAAUUCACCAGUCCACAUGGACUCAUGCGUCAUAUUUAGAGGCUUGUUUCAGAUCUCUCAUUAUUUUCACAAUAUGUCAUUUUCAGUUGGCCCAUCACUAUCGAUUAUUCCAUCCAUUCUUCGCAGGACGCAACUGGAACAAAAGGAAAAGGAGGUGACCCAUUUGAGAAGGGAGAUGGGAGGAAGCAAGAAGACCAUCGAUGAGUUGGUCCUGCGAGCAGAAGCAGCCGAGGACGAGGUCAAGACGUUGAAAAGGGAGAACACGCAGCUGCAGCGGGAUGUUGACUUUUACCAAGGAGAGUUGGAACGGAAGGAGUCCGAUGCGUCCAAAGAGGAGAAUGCCGAAACUCAAAAGAAGCUCAGCUCAGCCAACCGUCAGCUUUCCCAGUGCCUGGACGACUUGCAGCAAGCAGAAGAGGAGAUUUCACAGCUGAAGGCAGACAACCUCCACAUGCAGAAAUGUGUGAUGGAGUCAGCAAAGGAGAUGGAAAAGAUGAGCGACGAGUACAACCACAUCAAAAUGGCCGUCCAUCAGUGCGACUCCUUGACAGACCAGCUUAGGAAAGACAGGGAUCGCGCUGAGCUUCAGGUCAGAGAGUUGACGCAGAAGAUUAACUCCAUGACAGAAGAGGAUGACCCCAUUAUUGCAGCAGUGGACGCUAAAGUGGACCAAUGGAAGGCCACAGCAUUGGUCCAGCAGAGAAAAAUGGAGGAGCUCACAUCCAAGCGGGAUGUUGCAGAAAUGAGAGCAGCAGAGGCAGAGGAGGCUUUGAAACGAGCCGAAGCUCAUGCCGAAGAAAAAGACCGAGAGCUCAUCGAGGCCUCAAAGCGCCUGAGAGAAUAUGAAAGAGGCACUUAUGGCCUGGAAGAAGCCACCGCUGAGAUCAAGGAGUGUAAAAGUCAAAUCCAAAGGAGAGAUUUGGAGUUGGAAUCUGUGACCAAAGAGAUCAACCAAGCAUACAUGGCGAUUAACCAGCUCUCAGAGGAAAAUGAGGACUUCCGGGAAAGACUCGGCUAUGAACCCAAACAGGAAGUGGACCUGAGCGAAUUCAGACGAGCAAGAGACCUUAAACAGCGGCAAUAUAAAGCUGAAAAUCAAAUACUCGCUAAAGAGAUUGAACGUCUUGAAGAGGAACGACUACAGAUGAAGAAACAAGUCAGACUCCUGGCCAAACAGAGAGGGCUGCCACCAUCCAUCUUGGUGGAGGAAGAUGUCUCACACAGGACAAAUCACACAGACGAAGAGCGCCGAGCCAAGAAUGAGCACCUGGAAGAAGAGCUGCAAAUCCAGAAGAGACAGAUGGAGCUCAACAAGACACAGUUUCAUCUCAAGUUGGAGCAGCUCUCCAAGGAGAAAGGAGAUGUGGAGGCUGCGCUCAAGGAUGUCCUCCGGGCUUUGAAGGCCAAGGAGACCAGUCCGUCUGACGCUGACUUGGGUAUUUCUGGUCGAGUGGAUGUAGAGAAGGUCAUGGGCAAGCAACUGACGUCAGACCUCAAGUCUCAAAUCCACGAAUUAGUGGGCAGAAACGAGGAGCUCCGGCGGGAACUGAAGUCCACCCGUGAGGAAGCGACGGGCAGCGUGGCUCAACUCGCCGCUGCAAAAGAGAAGAUGAGUCACCUGGAGGGCAAGCUGGAGCACCUGAGCAAGUCCGGCGGCGGCAUCACUGGCGGCCUCUUCCAACCACUGAGCCUCCCCGAGGGCCUGGAAAUCAGCAGCAUGGAGAUCAUCAACUCCUUGAACGAGUACGCCGUCCGGCUGCUUCAGGAAGUCCAGAAUCAGGAGAACACACGGGAUAAGCUGACAGCAACACUGGAGGAAUACAAAGAGAAAUUUGCCAUUAUUAGCCACCAGCAAGGGCUUCUGUAUGAGGAAUACCUCAGUGAGAAGUCGCAAUGGGAGAAGGAGAAAGAAGCUUUGACGAGCACCAGAGGCAGACUUGAGGAGAAACAAGAGUUGGACUCUGUUAAACUCCAGCAGUUCAGCGACCUGCUGGAAGCCCUUGAGAAGGACCCAGAGGAAGUCAGGCGGCAUCUAAGUGAAUCGCUGCGCAAGUUGACCGUGUCCAAAGUCAAUGAGAAGAAGCUGACUCGACGUUGCACCACCCUGAUGGAGCAAGAGCAGCACCUGCGCAAGGAAAAUGGUCGGCUGAGGGACGCCGACGCUCAAAUGCAGACUGCUGUCACCGAGAGAAUCGGCUGCCUGCUCAGAUACAAGGAAACUGCAGCGUACAGGAUGGCGGUGCUGCAGAAGACCUUGGAUGACAGCGUGCCGGCGUCGGAGCUGGAGAAGGCCAACAGGCAGUACACGGAGCUCACAGUCAAAUACAGAGAUGUGCUACAGAGAGACGGACUGCUCGUCAAGAGAACCACAAACUUGGAAAAUCUGGAGAGUGAGAAUGCAUCUUUAAGAGGACACAUGGCCACCAUCAACAAGGAGCUGGAGAUCACCAAAGAAAAGCUGCACGCGUUGGAGCAUGCAUGGGAGAACUCGAAGUUGGAAAUGGGCGAGGGUGAUGCAGAGAAGAGCCCCGGCGAGGGGGCAUCGGCCGCCCGGCGGCUGGCCACGCUGGAGAUGAAGGAGCUGAACGAGCGUCAAAGGGCGGAGCAUGCCGCCGCCAUGUAUGAACGGCUGAGGAGCUCACUUAGCAAGGUGGAAGAGCGGAACAGUGAGCUGGAAGCCAAGUUUGCUGAGUUGACCAAAAUGAAUGUAGAGGCACAACACCUGGAGCGAGAGCUGAGAGAUGAGCUGGCUGACUGUGUCACCAAAGCAGCAAGCGAUGCCGACCGGGCGAGGAUCGGACAGCUGGAGGCCAUUGAGGCACAACUGCGCACGGAGCUUUCAAAGCUUCGGGAGGUUUCCGACAUUGCAAUGAAACAAGCGUCAGCUUUCCAGGCCAGGCAACAUUCUAACGACAAGGAGGUGGAAUCUUUGAGGAGACAAAUCUUAGACUACCAGUCUCAAUCGGACGAGAAGGCCCUGGUGGCUAAGCUACACCAGCACAUUGUGGCUCUGCAACUCAGCGAGUCAGACGCCUUGACUAAGCUGGCCGCUUCCGCCGCCCACGUCCGCCAUUUAGAGGCACUCUUGCGGCGCUCCGAGCAGCGUCAGGACGCCGGUGAGCGGGCGCUGUUCCUGACCCGUCAGGAGGCCAGCAGCCGUUGCUGGCGCCUGCGACAGACGGUGCAAUCGUUGCGCCGCCAGUUUGCUGGCGCGCUUCCACUGCAACAGCAGGAGAAGUUUUCGUCCACCCUGGUGGGCCUCCAGGAGGAGAGGGCAAAGGCGUUCCAGGAGAGGAGGGAGGCAGAGGAAGCACGGAGGACAGCGGAGGGUCGCGCGGAAGAGCUGGAGUUGAGGCUACGAGGCCUGGAGGAGCUCUGUAUCACGUUGAAGGAUGCCAAAGGGGCCCAGAAGGUACGCGAGUGGCACAAGAAGAUGGAAGAAGCCCAUCUGCAGGAGCUGAGGAAAAGCAGGGAGGUGACAAUGCAAAAGGAGGAGAUCCGGUACCUGAAGAACCUGCUGGAGGAGCAGGAGAGAAACAUCCACUCGCUUAGCGAGGAAAUUGUACAGCAAAAUAUGAUUCAAGAAGAGCACCAGCUCGCGUGGGACCAGAGAGAGUUGGAGUUGGAACGUCAGCUGGACCAGCACGAGAAACAUCAGGAGUUACAGGGAGGCACUGAAAAGGCAAUGGAUACUCCCAGCUACCUCCCGGACACAAAUCUACCUCUCAACCAACAACAUGAGUUUGCCUUGAGAAAAAUCAGUGAGCAAGUUGAUGUUAUCUUGAACACGCAGGCCGCUGGAAAACGUUUGGAGGAGAAACUGAAGGAGAAGGAAGAAGCCUUGAGAAAGUCCGAAAAGAAUGUGGCGGCCAGGGACAAAGUCAUCAACGAGCUGCGUCUAUGCCUCCCGUCCGUUGUCGCCGGCGGUGGGCGUCCACCGACGGACACUACCGAGCGUGAAGGAGAAGCACUCAAGCUGGUGCACAAGACUGUGAAAGAUCUCCAAGGGCGAUUGGACAAGAAAGAUGGUGUGCUGAAAAAGUACCAGAACCAACUGUCACAAGCCGUAAAGGAUCAAGAGGAGCUGAUCAAGAGGCAUGACGAGGAGCUGAGGACACUUUAUCAGAAGUUGGAUUCGAACAAUGACACCAACCUGGACCGCCUCAAACAGCAAGCAGCGGAGAUGAUGAAAAAGCCCAGCAUCGUCGUGCCUACCUCCAAACAUUUGGACCGCAUGGCAGAGUUGGAACAGACUGUGGUCGAACAGGACGUGUCGCUCAUGUCUGUCACCAAUAAGCUGAAGAUGGCCAUCGUGGAAUUGGAGCAAGUGAAGAUGGCCAUGGAUACGCAGGCCAAGAAACAUGCAGACGAGAUGUCCAGGUUAUGGGGGGUUUCCCCCAUCAAAAAGGGACUUUAUGUGAAGAAUCGCAUUUUAAAAAGGUGCUGCAUAUGUUCAAAACCAGGAACAAGUGGUGACAGAAGAACAUCUGAAACCAUCUUGCUAAAAUCACGGCUCUUGCACAGGCUCAAGGAGUUUCAUAGCGUAGAGGUGGAAGAUCUGGCCGUGGAGACCAAAGACCAGAAGAGAGAAAUAACAGAGCUGAAGAAGGAGAUUGACUCUCUCCAGAACGAGCUGGAGAGCCAAAAGGAGGCCAACGUUCUGUCUCCAAGCAACACCAUGAAGAACUUGGUGCAACGCCUAAGGCUGCAGCUGGUCCACAAAGAGAAACAGAUCAAGGCUCUCAGCAAGGUUCUCUUAGAACUGCGGACCCAAAUGACAUCUGCUGCCGAACAACAAGUCUUAGCCAACGCCGCACAGACUGAGGAGAGGCUCAAUGUACAGAAGUUAGUCGACAAGCACACCAAAGACCUGAAGGCUCGGGUGCAAGAGCUCAGCAAUGAGCUCAAAACAGCAAAGGAGUCAGCCAAGAGAAACGAAAGCACCCUCAGAAAGGAGGUGGACAAUCUGAACCAAGAGCUCCAGAAGAGCCAGAAUCAUCAGAAGAGCCUUCGGGUCAAGAAUGAGGAAGGAGAACAGGAAAUCCAGGAGCUCCAGAAGCAAGUCAAGAGGCUUAGCAGCUGCAUUCAGAAUGAAAACAUGUUCGAAGGGAAGGGGCCAACGAUUGAGAAUCUACAGAAGAAGAUCAGGAAGUUGGAGUCAGACCUGGAGAAGAGUGCUGAAACCAAAAGAGUCAAUCAGGGAAAGAGCAAAGAGGAAAUACUGCUGUGGGAAGAGGGCAAGAAGUGGCAGUCCAAGCUUGAGAAGAUAAAGAAUGCGCUGAAGGAUAAGGAACAAGAAAAUGACUCGCUGUCCAAACAGCUCAACACUCUAAAAGACCUCUAUGGCAGACUUGAGCGAGAGAGGAACAUACUGCUGAGGAAAACAAAAGCUCGAGGAGUGACGGCGGACCAGGUUGCGGGAGCGAGACGAGAUGAGCUGGACAAGGACCUCGAGGAGCUGAGGAAAAAGAACGCAGAGCUGGAGAGUCAGCUGAAUGCCAUUAAGCAGCAACAGGCUCUAAGUCGUGACGCAGCUGUAGAAGAUCUGACUCAGAGGAACCACCACCUGGAGGAAAGACUACGAGCCAUAGAGACCCAGACAUCUCCAUCAAGACUGCCUUUGGAUUCAUCGCAUGCAAAGAGGAAAAACUUGCAGGCUUUCAAAGGAGAAAUGACUUUUGAUGUUAAAAACGUCUCAUCGAAAGCAAGUGCAGCGCACCCUCCGGAUGAACCACAGUGCUGCUCCCCGGGCCCUGAGGUCAACAGUGUCACCUCUGAAAAGUCUGAGUUUGAAACUGACGCUGAAGAAAAGAUUUUGAACCUUGAGGCAGCCAAAAACCACACAGCACAAAACAACCACGUAGAGGGUGUAAAUAAGAUGGAUGCAAUGGGGAGUAACAAAUCUGCGGACAUACCGAAUGGUUCAGAGGAUGCAGAGCCUGAAUCUGAAGGAUGUGAAUCAUUGUCUUUCUCUGCAGAAGGUGAAACAAAAGGUAAUGGGAAUAAAAAUGAUGAAUUGGCUAGUCGAGACAGUGAUAAAGACGAGGGGCGAUCUGAUGCAGAAAAGCCUGAGGGGACAGAAGAAGAUUUAGUGUCUACAAGGGAAGCAACGGCAGAUAUUCCAGAUAUGACCAAAUACGAGGAACCAAGCCAAAACCUUGACAGGAAACAGAUGGAUGAUGGUGUACAGAAGCCAGAAAGCAGGUCGCAAAUAUAUCCAAAGACAUCAGAGAAGGAUGCAGAGACACCAAGAGACAUGAACCUCCAGAAGGAAAACCUCAAACUGGCUUCAGAGAAUCUGGAGCUCCGUCUCCAACUGGCACAGGCCAACAUCGAUCUGCCAAGGCUGAAGAGUAAAGUUGCAGACCAGGAAGAGAUGUUCAGUGUCCUAAAGAAAGAACGCGCUGAUUUGCAGAAGAGGCUGGCCAAUACCAAAGUUAGCUACAGCGGAAAAAGUGUGCCCGAACUCGAGAAAACCAUCCACUUGAUGAAGAAGGUGGUGGAGAGGUUACAAAAGGAGAAUGAGGCACUGAAGAAAACAUCAGCAAUUCAGAGUCAGGACAAGGCCUUGGAGCAAGAACACAAAAAGCUACAGGCCGAAUACGACAAAGUGAAGAGCCAACAGGAAGCAGAGAUUCGCAGAUUGGAAUACAAAUGCCGAGGACUGGAGAAGAUAGUGACAGAGAAUGAACGUCUGCGAAAGCAAGUCAAGAGGGAAGCGGAUGCCGUCGAGAAACUGCGAGUGUCUAAGACCAGCGUGGAGCUGGGCUGUGAGAAGCUGGAGGUUGAGCUGGAGGAAACGAAGCAAAGACUCCGCGACGCACUGUCCAAACCCGCCCUUGAAGUCACUGACGGCAAGUCCACCAAGGUGUCUGUGGUGACUCGAAUGUUUGAGAACAAGAUGAAGGAACUGGAGAAGGAACUCUCCACGAAAACCUCCAGUCUGGCAGAGCUCAAACAGAAAUUGAAGGAGGCUAAUCUACGUGAGGAGACGGCGCAGAUACGCAUUCAACGACUCGAAGAUCAGGUCGACAAAUUGAAUGUUGCCGGCGGGGCGCAUACAGAAGCAGACGUCUCCAAGAAAAUGAGCGAGUUGAGGAAAGAGAACGCAGAGUUAAAAAAAAGACUGGAUGAGUCCAGCGAGCAAGACGGUGGGACAUCCAAACACGACACAGAAAGCAGGAAGCUGAAAGGUCUCCUAAAGUCAGUGGAGGCGGAGAAAAGCGAACUGGAAGCCCAAGUCCAACAGCUGAAGGACGAAUUGGGCAAGUUGGAUGCCACAUUCUUUGACGAGAUUGAAGACUUGAAGUACAACUACAAUGUGGAGGUGAAGAAGAACGUCGUGCUCGAGGAGCAGCUGAGGGAAAUGUGUGAUCGCACCUCAAGAGACACCCUCAGUUGAGGUCAAAUCGGGUGCAGCGUUUAAUAACCAACUUCAUGACUUAGAUUUUACUUACACUGAUAAACCUUUCAGUGCCUUGGUAGGGAUAAGCAUCAGUGUAAUUUGAGCAAUUUGUCCAUCGGACAGUGUUAUUUUUAAAAUUGCAGUAACUUUUAUGUCUUAAAAGGUUACUUUCAUAAGUGCAGCUUCAACUGUAGUACAGUAUACUGUAUUUUUUUCUGUUUUACAACUGUACAAUUGUCAUGUACAAUGGUAGUGUUUGUGAUAACUACAAUAAAACAUUACACGGGUUGCUUGGGGAAGCCAUUGGAGCAUUUAGUUGACAUCCUUGAUAUCCAUCUUGACGUCUGUGUCCCAGUAGGCUGUCUUCACGAAGCCACUUCAAUGUGGGUGUGGGACAACUACGUGUUACUCGUGAGGCAAAACUGUGUGUUACUUGACAACAGGGUACUUUUAAGUUCACCCAUUUCUUUGGCUUAUAUGUUUAUAAUUCAGCCCACUUUUACGAUAGCCCGCCAUAAAUCUGUUCGAGCAGUUUUUCGAUACCCUACUAGUCCACUGAAUUGUCUUAAGUAUAUAAGUACUGUACUGUAUAUCAAAUGAAUGCUCAAACCGCUUUCUAAAGGUUAUCAGGUUGUACUUCCUACAUUACAACCUGAUGCAAUUAGAUUUUAAUUGACAUAAGUCUUUGUACCAUUUAAAAUAAAUACACUUUGAAUGAUUUUGUCUCUUGACAAAUGCAGAUAGAUAGAAGUGACGCUGAGCAGUACUUACUUUCGAUUCAGCGGUCCAGUCUUGCUCGUGGUAGUUUAUAUGUAUCCAAAUCUCCAAUCAAACGUAAUAAGCCGCUCACUCGCCUGCCUCUCGAACCCUACAGAUUGUCCACAAAAAUAUAUUCUCGUCCCGUGAACGAAUCUUGAUAUGCCGGCGUUUGCAAUGAAAAGGCGAAGCACCCCUACCACGAUGGUCGAACGCACGGGAUGUUUCUUUUUUUAGCAAGGACAAUCCCGCUCUAUUACCUGUCCUGUCAUAAUUUAAGACCUUAAAAUACUUUAAAAUACAAAUUGCGUCAUUUAGGGACAACACGUUGAGUUACGCACAAUCCCAAUUUAUGUUCAAAUUUGCGAACUUAAUAGACAUAUAUACUUGAUAAAAUACGGUUUACUUUGUUAGCGUGACGUGUUAGCUGCUAUGUUCAUCGUUGGCAGGUUUCACAAUUGAUGUACAAAGUUACCGAAUUGUAAAUAAUUAAGAAUUGUAAA